AUGCCUGCCGUCAAGGACGCCGUAAAUGGAGCCCCUCGUGGGCGUCUCCCCAUUGUGGGCGCUGGUUACGCUGGACUGGCAGUUGCCAUUGAACUGACCAGGAAAGGCUUCGAAGUCGAAGUAGUGGAAGUGGUACCAGAGUUGACCACCCAAGGCCUGAUCUUCGACUACGCGAAAUCCCUCGGCAUCAAGUUCCGAUUUGGCAAACGUGUCAACGAGUACUUUGAAGAAACUGACCGCGCUAGGGUCGUGAUCGAGGGUGAACGUAUCGAGGCAGACGGUGUGAUUGCGGCGGACGGAAUCCACAGUGCGGCACGAAAGCAUGUCAUGGGCAUCCAUCAGCAUCCGCGUAUAAGCGGAUUUGCCUUCACCGAAACCGACGAAGACUUGUUCUGCGUCUGGCUUGGCGCCGAUACGCACGCCAUCUUAUUUAUAUUAAUGGAUCUAAGAUCGGCUAUAAUUUUCUGCACUCAUAAGGACACCUAUGAGGUUGAAGAGUCCAAUACCCCAGAGAAGUUGAUUGACUGGAAACUUCUCUGGCGCGGUCCAAUUCGCCAAUGGGUUUCUGACACUGGUAACAUCACACUUGUUGGCGAUGCAGCUCAUCCCCAUCUUCCAACAUCCGGCCAAGGUGCUGCACAAGCGAUCGAAGAUGCUGCCACGAUCGCGGCGUUGUUGGAUAAACUAAGGAAAGAGGCUAUUCCUGCUGCUUUUAGAGCCUUUGAGAAGCUUAGGUACGAAAGGACCAGCCUCACGCAACGUAUGGGUUGGGAAACGAGACAUCGCUGGCAUCAGACGGACUGGGAAGCUGUUGCCGCAAACCCACAGUUUCUCAAGAUGCCCCAGCCUAUGUGGCUAUACGUCCAUAAUCCAGAAAAGUACGCUUACGAAAGAUGUGAUGAAGCAGCGGAGAGCAUUGAGGAAGGGACAUCUUUUGUUUCGACCAACGUUCCCGAGGGUCACGUGCACGAAGACUGGACGGUCGAGACGAUGAUGGAGCUAGAGAAGCAACAAGCUCGAGAAGCGUUUUACAGAGUUGCCAACAAGUAG
Cladophialophora psammophila CBS 110553 is the source of this 1050-nucleotide messenger RNA. RefSeq lists its product as uncharacterized. The transcript has 6 exons. The record is from RefSeq and is a predicted model, not a curated record. Gene Ontology annotation, biological process: secondary metabolite biosynthetic process. Gene Ontology annotation, molecular function: FAD binding; monooxygenase activity. NCBI's taxonomy places the organism in Eukaryota, Fungi, Ascomycota, Eurotiomycetes, Chaetothyriales, Herpotrichiellaceae. The coding region runs from base 1 to 1050 and encodes 349 amino acids.